Perca flavescens (yellow perch) is the source of this 1547-nucleotide messenger RNA. RefSeq names its product insulin-like growth factor binding protein 2b (gene igfbp2b). Gene Ontology annotation, molecular function: insulin-like growth factor II binding; insulin-like growth factor I binding. The record is from RefSeq and is a predicted model, not a curated record. Gene Ontology annotation, biological process: regulation of insulin-like growth factor receptor signaling pathway. Gene Ontology annotation, cellular component: extracellular region. The transcript has 5 exons. The coding region runs from base 1 to 819 and encodes 272 amino acids. NCBI's taxonomy places the organism in Eukaryota, Metazoa, Chordata, Actinopteri, Perciformes, Percidae.
AUGGUCAUAUAUUUUACCUAUAGGUUGCUGUUUGCAUACUUUGCUUUGCCUGGAAUCUUACUUGGGGAUUUGGCUUUCCGAUGCCCAAGUUGUACGGCGGAGAGCCUAGCUGCGUGUCCCGAAGUCACAGCAACAUGCACAGAAAUAGUGAGGGAGCCGGGCUGCGGCUGCUGUCCACUGUGUGCUCGGUUGGAGGGGGAGCUCUGCGGGGUCUAUACGCCGAGGUGCUCCAGUGGCCUGAUGUGCUAUCCGAGCACAGAGUUUGAAUUACCUUUGCAACAGCUCAUUCAGGGUUUGGGACGAUGUGGACAAAAAGUGGAUUUGGAAGUCACAACAAGUCUGGUCCACCAGGCUACAAAUGGUGAGGUGCAUGGGACUGAGAAUCCAGUCACCAAAAGACCUCCUUUGGCCGAGGUUUGGAUUUGGCAGGAGUCCGCCAGGAAACAACAUCUGAAUGAGCGCAAAGCCAAGAUGAAGACGAAACAACUAGAAGACCCCCGAACCCAGAAAGUGCUACAGAGCGCCUGCCAGCAGGAACUGGACAGGGUCUUAGAGGAGGUCUCCAAAAUAACCUCUCAGGAUAACAGAGGCCCGCUGGAGAAUCUGUACGAGCUCAAGUUUCCUAACUGUGACAGACAUGGACUGUACAACCUCAAACAGUGCAACAUGUCCACCCGCGGCCAGCGGGGCGAGUGCUGGUGCGUUAACCCCUUAACCGGGGUCCAGAUUCCAGCAACGCCUAAAGUACGAGGGGAUCCCAACUGUAACCGGUUUCAGGAGGAACUCCGAGCGAUGCCCACCGCAGCUGAGGCUUACUAGCACGGUCCAGCACAUCCUAUGGCAGGGUUGGCUUUUCCUAAAAAUUCCAAAUCUGGGAGGAUUUUUCCACGAAUAGUGUUAUUUUUAUCAACAUGUAAAGAAGUCGCUAUAUUUGAAGGCUUUGUCUUUUCUUCUUUUUUUUAAUUUACACUAGGUUUAGGUUAAAGUAUCGCUGAACUUACAAUAGGAUGAAGUUGGCAUUGUUCUAGUUGUCCUGUUGUCAACAAAUCCUGUGUCCGUCUCUCAGUGCCGACUAUUCCAGACUAUUCUAGCAUGUCCUUAAGACUCAAGCCCGUGUACUCCUACUAAAGAUGUACAUCUGUAACAAGGAGGAAUACAUAUUUAGUCUUUUUACAUGUCCACUGUAGUUUUUAGCAAACUUUACUUAAACUGAAGAAAAUGGUAAUUUGUUGGACUAUUUCUAACUGCGGAUUAAUAAACAUUUGGUGUACACGUACGUUUUUUAUGGAUGUAUGACAGCAGGACGGUUUAUGUGAGCUUAUGUGGCACACUUGCCAGUUGGAUCUUUUUAUUGUUGCUUUUAGUUUUUUAAUGGGAUUUGUUGACAAUAAAAAAAAAAGAAUAUUGCCAGCCUUAUCCUUUAAAGCUGCAUUAAUUGAUUGUCGGGGCAGCAGAACAAGCUGUAAACAUAUAUUCUCUUUUGGCGAAUGUGUCAGACAGAGCAAGAUUAGCAUUGCUUUUUUUUUUUUUUUUUUUUUUUACCCCUU